UUGAUGAUUUUGAAUGUUCCCAAAUAAUGGAAGUUUCUGGCAGAACUAGAGUGCCUCCUUUGAAAAGUCUUUGGUCUCGAAAACGCAAUGAUGUUUCAGGUCGUGAUGAUCAGAAAACAAGCAUUCUCAAGGGAACUUUCAUAGUGGUUCAGUACGAAGGCCAAUCAGCACCAGAAGGGAAAUCAGUUUCGGUUCAGAUAUGCAGUGGCACUGAAAUUGACCCGAAGACAGGGAAAGGGAAGGUGAGUGAUGUGGCUCAUCUUAAAGGUGGAAAGAGGAAGAAACAUGAACACAAAGAAACCCUAAUAACAUACAGAAUCAGAAUACGUGUUGACCUGAACUUUGGGACUCCAUUGGCUUUUCUGAUAAAAAACCAACACAAGAAGAACAGAUUCUAUCUUCAACAUACCUCCAUCGAAACUCCAACCAAUGGCAUCAUUCACUUCGAUUGCAAUUCUUGGAUUUACCCUUUCAAGAUCACCAAAUCUCAUCGGAUUUUCUUCUCCAACACUUGUUAUAUUCCACGAGAAACGCCAAGAGGACUGAUAGGGCUAAGGAAGGAAGAAAGUGAAAGGAUGAGAGGGAAUUAUGGAGAAUCAGGAGAGAGAAAGGAAUGGGACAGAAUAUAUGAUUAUGGAGUGUACAAUGAUCUUGGUGAUCCUCAAAAUCCCAGACCUGUGUUGGGUCGUUCCAGGUUGUUACCAUAUCCUCGCAGACUCAGAACAGGACGACAACGUGCUUCAUUAAGCUUGUCAAGUGAGAGCAGACCUGAAUCAAUACUUUGGAGCAUUUAUGUUCCAGCAGAUGAGAGAUGCAGCCCCAAGAAACUAAAGGAGCUGCAAUCAAAUGCAUUGCAAGCUUUUGUGCACUUCGUGAUUCCAGAAUUAAAGUCACUGCUUGAAGCAGAUUCUGAUGAUACCUUUGACUCAUUCGAAGAGAUUCUGAACCUUUUCUCUCCCAAUAGAGAUUGCAAGGUUGCAGGAAGUUUCAAAGACAAAAUAAAGGAUACACUUGUUACUGAGAUCGCCAAUGCUAUCAUUCACCAUGCUUCCCACAAGAGUACUGUGCGUUAUCCUCUUCCUCAAAUCAUAUCUGAAAAUGAAUGGGCUUGGAUGGAUGAUAUGGAAUUUGCAAGACAAAUGCUUGCAGGAAUUCACCCAUUGAGAAUCCAAUGCUUGGAGAGAUUCCCACCUCAAAGCAAAAAUGGAGUGAAUAGUUCAAUAGAAGCCGCACACAUAGAACACAACCUUGAAGGAUUGACAUUACCGCAGGCACUGCAAGAGAGGAGAAUACUCAUACUGGACCAUCAUGACUAUCUCCUUCCAUUCCUAGACAGAAUCAACACAAAUGGAGUCUGUGCCUAUGCAUCAAGGACAUUGCUGUUCUUGAGGAAUGAUGGGAUGCUAAAGCCAUUAAUAAUAGAGCUCAGUCUGCCUCCAACUCCUCUGGGAAAUGAAAAGCACAGAGUCUUUCUUCCAGCAGAAGAAGGACUGGAAACUGCUCUUUGGCAGCUUGCUAAAGCACAUGUUGCUGCUAAUGACAGUCUUUACCAUCAACUCAUUAGCCAUUGGUUACAUACCCAUGCAGUUGUUGAACCAUUUAUCAUUGCCACCAGAAGACAUCUUAGCGUUAUGCAUCCAAUCCAUCGGAUCUUGAAUCCUCAUUUCAAAGACACCAUACAUAUAAAUGCUUUAGCAAGAUGUAUCUUUAUAAAUGCAGAAGGAAUUCUCGAGAAAACAUUUUUUUCCAGGGAAAUCUCCAUGCGAAUAUCAUCUGAGCUCUACAAAGAGUGGAGAUUCAAUGAACAAGGACUUCCUGCUGAUCUACUCAAAAGGGGUUUGGCCAUAGAAGACCCAGAUGUAAAUAACCCUGCGGGGAUUCAACUUCUUUUGGAGGAUUAUCCAUAUGCCACUGAUGGACUUGAAAUAUGGGUUGCUAUCAAGCAAUGGGUCAACGACUUCUGUUCGUUCUUCUACAAAGAUGAUGAUGCAGUCAAGUCUGAUGUCGAACUCCAGGCUUGGUGGUCAGAGAUUCAAAAUGUUGGCCAUGGCGAUAAGCGCAAUGAAACUUGGUGGAAACAAAUGACUACUCUCCCAAACCUUGUAGAAGCAUUGACAACACUCAUUUGGAUUGCUUCAGCUAUGCAUGCUUCGCUUAACUAUGGACAAUAUGGAUACUGUGGUUACCCACCAGGUCGUCCAACACUAUGCAGACAAUUUAUUCCUGACGAAGGAACAUAUGAAUUUGCUGACUUUAUUAAGGACCCAGAUGAUUUUUUCCUCAAGAUGUUGCCAGGAAGAUUUGAAAUGAGUUUGGUUGUAGCAUUAGUAGAAGUCCUCUCACGACACACUUGUGAUGAAGUGUACUUGGGUUGCCAACUCUCUCCCGAGUGGAUAGACAAUGAUGAGGCUCGAAAGAGAUUUGCACAAUUCAGUGAAGAAUUAAAGAAGAUUCAGACAAGGAUCUUAAAUAGAAACAAUGACCCCAGGCUAAAGAACAGACAUGGCCCUGCAAAAAUGACGUACAAUCUCUUGUACCCUAAUACAACAAGUUCUGGAUCAAAAGGAGUCACGGGAAGAGGCGUACCAAACAGCAUAUCAAUUUAACUGUUUGUAAAUUUAUGUAGAAAAAUAAUUGCUCCUCAUUAACUAAAGGCUAGAAAAAAUAAUAACAGGAGUUGGGAAGUCCAAGAUACCCAACAGAAGUUACCCAA
Prosopis cineraria is the source of this 2713-nucleotide messenger RNA. Its product is annotated as linoleate 9S-lipoxygenase-like. The transcript has 9 exons. Gene Ontology annotation, molecular function: oxidoreductase activity, acting on single donors with incorporation of molecular oxygen, incorporation of two atoms of oxygen; protein binding; metal ion binding. Bases 27 to 2606 code for a protein of 859 amino acids. NCBI's taxonomy places the organism in Eukaryota, Viridiplantae, Streptophyta, Magnoliopsida, Fabales, Fabaceae. Gene Ontology annotation, biological process: lipid oxidation. The record is from RefSeq and is a predicted model, not a curated record.